Molecule: messenger RNA, 537 nt
Organism: Prorocentrum cordatum
Lineage: Eukaryota; Dinophyceae; Prorocentrales; Prorocentraceae
Source: the annotation of a GenBank genome assembly
AUGGAUGACAAGGAGCUCGAGGUCUUGGUGGCCAGCCUUGGCAAGGCCGGCGAUGCAGUCGGCGCAAAGAAGUUUCAGGCUGUUCUGGACGCGAGGAGAGCACCUGUGCUUGAGGUGCCAGUGGAGCGCAAAGUCAAUCAAGCUUUCCACACCCUUCGCGCCGCGGAACAACGCCUACAGAAGAACGUCACGCUUUUCACCAACCUGGAGCAGUCUUUGGAGGCACAGCGCAAGCUUGUGGUCGUGGCCAACGACGAGUACAAGCAGGCAGAGCUGGAGCACCAGCGUUUGGUUGCGGAGCUGGCCAAGAAGUCGGGGCCGAAGGCGGGACCUCCGCCCAAGCCUCAGGUCACGGUCAAAGAUAUUAUGGACGGCAAGACACACGAGCUUAUCACGCUCGGCGAUAUGUUCUCUUUCGGUGAUGACGAGUACGAGCUUUCCACGGAAGAUAAGCAGGCAGCAGACUCCUUGGUCGAGCAGCUCAAUGCUGGCCUCAAGGAGGCCACCACGAAGGUCUUCGCUGAGGCGGCGGCUGCG